AGUCACCACCACUACAUCAUCAUCCACUCACAACCUCACCUCCUCCAUACAAAAAUCACUACUCCUCGAUAUCAACUCUAUCUCUCUCUCGAACGAACGAACGAACGAAAGAUGGGCGGAAGUCACACCGGAUUCCAAGCUUUAAAGAAAAACCCGCACGUCGAUCGGUAUGCAGCCAUGCGAGACGGGGUGAUGCGGACCUUCGAAUUCACGCCGCGCAAUGCCCGGAACACGUUCCUCAUCCUGGGGCUCAUUCCGUUCGGGUUACUAUACAUUGGGGUUGUCGAUUCGAACAAGUGGGAAUUAGCGGGCAAACGGAAGGACGACUCGUUAUACAAAUACCCUCGCUCCGACCAACGCUAGUAGUUCUCCGCACCAAGUCAUCCCUCUCCUCUAACUAUCCAUGAAAAAAAAAAAAAAAACAUGAUUGUCCCCCCUCCCUCAUCGCUUCCCUCAAAAAUCCCCCUUUUCUUUUUUCGGUUCACAAGGUGACCAAAAUAUAUAAAAUGUGUGUGUGUGUGUGUAUAUCUUUUCGGAUUGGUGAAGUGAGAGAUAGCAUUGAGAGAGCAAAUCGAGAGGGUCCGUCUCCACGCAGCGCACACAGCUUUUGAUCCGCGAAAGCGGGGAGAGGACCAAGUGGUCCGCCUGCUAGUGCCUUUAGUUGCGAAGAGCACUGGUCUUGAUU
Puccinia graminis f. sp. tritici CRL 75-36-700-3 is the source of this 685-nucleotide messenger RNA. RefSeq lists its product as uncharacterized. Bases 112 to 363 code for a protein of 83 amino acids. The record is from RefSeq and is a predicted model, not a curated record. Lineage: Eukaryota; Fungi; Basidiomycota; Pucciniomycetes; Pucciniales; Pucciniaceae. The transcript has 4 exons.